AUCCGCCAUGGCCACGGCCUUCUGCUGCACACCUCCGGGAGGCCGACCCCGCGAGCAGAGGCCAGAUCUCAGCAAGAUGGAGCGCGUGGUCGUGAGCAUGCAGGACCCGGACCAGGGCGUGAAGAUGCGGAGCCAGCGUCUGUUCAUCACCGUCAUCCCCCACGCCGUGGCGGGCCGGGAUGUCGCGGAGUGGCUGGUCCAGAAGUUUUGUAUCUCCGAGGAGGAGGCCCGGCACUUGGGCACCCUCCUGGCACAGCACGGGUACAUAUACCCACUGCGCGACGCCCGCAGCUUGGCGCUCCGGCCUGAUGAGACGCCCUACAGGUUCCAGACACCAUACUUCUGGACAACCACCGUAUGGCCAGCUGCUGAGCUGGACUAUGCCAUCUACCUGGCCAAGAAGAACAUCCAAAAACAGGGGGCCUUAACUGACUAUGAGAAGGAGCAGUAUGACCAGCUGCACAAGAAGCUCAACCACACAUGGGAUCUGGUAGUGAUGCAGGCUCGAGAGCAGCUCCGGGCAGCUAAGCAGCGCAGGAAGGGGGACAGGCUGGUCAUUGCAUGCCAAGAGCAGACAUACUGGCUGGUGAACAGACCCCCGCCUGGGACCCAGAGUGUUCUGGAGCAGGGUCCAGAGAGGGGCACCUGCACAGCCAGCCAUGUGCAGAUGACCCAGAGCCCGGAUUUCUACAAGUGGGAGAUCCAUUGCACCAGGAAAGCACUUGGCAGGACCCGGGUGAAGUCCUCUAUCUGCCUUGAGGCGUACCUGAAGUUCAGCAGCCAGCGCACUUCACAUGACCCGAUCAUGUCAGGGUGCCUGCCCAGCAACCCUUGGAUCACAGAUACUGUGGACUACUGGGCCAUGAAUGCUCCAACUGUGGCUGCACCCACGAAACUCCGUGUGGAGCGGUGGGGCUUCAGCUUCUGGGAGCUCCUGUGUGACCCUGUGGGCAGGGCCUACUUCAUGGACUUUCUCCAGAAGGAGUUCAGUGCGGAAAACCUCAGCUUCUGGGAGGCAUGCGAGGAGCUGCGUUUUGGAGGACAAGCCCAGGUCCCCGCCCUGGUGGACUCCGUGUACCAGCAGUUUCUGGCCCCUGGAGCUGCCCGCUGGGUCAACAUCGAUAGCCGGACGAUGGAGCGGACCCUGGAGGGGCUGUGCCAGCCCCACCGCUAUGUCCUGGAUGAUGCACAGCUGCACAUCUACAUGCUAAUGAAGAAGGAUUCCUACCCAAGAUUCCUGAAGUCUAACAUGUAUAAGGACCUACUAAUAGACGCUGUAAUCCCACCGGAGACAAGGCGACGGAUGUUCCCAUUCAUGCGAAAGCCUCGACACUCAAGCCUCAGCCCUGCCCUCCUUCCUGUCUCUGGGGAGUCCACAGCAGCCUCCAGGGGUGAUGGGGAGGCCUAGAUGGCUCUCCUCACCUUUGGCCACACUCUGCUCAUCAUUGCUGAGCCAACAACCCCUCCUCUGCCCAGAAGAGACAUCCCAACUGUGACUCCCAGGGAGGCUGAGCUCAGAGCAGGACCUGUCACUAGAAGGAAGGUAGGUGGAGGCCCCUUGGAGCCCCUGGCAACCUGUGGCCUUCAGCUCACCACUGGGUAUUCAUCCAAUGUCCAGAAUAUUAAGUCAGCCAGUGACACACAAACACAUAUCAUAAGAUGACUGUCUGUGUGCUUGCACCUGUCCAGGACAGCUCGAGUCACCCACUGUGACCCUAAUCCCACCGAGGCUAGGCUGAGAGGCUUCUCAACAGAUCAUUCCUGAAGUACCACCCUUACCAGUUGUACAUGGCAUCCUUUCCAAGCAGAGCCCUGGCCUCUCUUACUAGAUCUAUAGACACGUGACUGCAUGUUUUCCCAACCAUGAGGCUCCCACCAGGGUGGCAGAGCUGGUGCCCAAUCUUUCUGCCUCCAUUGUCACUCAUGUCACCAGUGUUAAGUGCCCCUGUUCCUCUUGUGCAUCAGAAUAAGGUCCAAUCCAGCUCCCUUCAGCGCCAUCCCACCCAGAGCACUAGCCCCUUCGCCCACUUCUGCACAGAAAUAAAAUUGCUGCACCCUCAUUCAUUCUGAGUGCAUCCCAGGCCUGUGGUGUGCAUACGUGUGGGGCAAGCAUGUAUGUAGCGCAUGCCUGUUGUGUGUGAUGUAAUGUGGGGGAGGUAAGGGUGAUGACUUGGGUCCAGGGCAGGGAGGUUCACGGAGUCUUGGGCUAUGGGGCUGAUGGAGGAACUGGACCUUUUCAGGCUAGAUCCAUCUACAGACUUGGGGAACUUUGUCUCUAGGGGAGCUGAGGAGCAUGAUCUAUGCUCUGCCUCCACAGUAAACGGGCUGUGCAGGUACAGUGGGAAGCCAAGCUGUGUGGGAGGGUCUCUGGCCAAGGAACCAGUAUCUGUCAUGAAGUCUUCAC
Perognathus longimembris pacificus (Pacific pocket mouse) is the source of this 2404-nucleotide messenger RNA. It is a transcript of the gene Rgs11, whose product is annotated as regulator of G protein signaling 11. The coding region runs from base 8 to 1408 and encodes 466 amino acids. Gene Ontology annotation, biological process: intracellular signal transduction; regulation of G protein-coupled receptor signaling pathway; G protein-coupled receptor signaling pathway. The transcript has 17 exons. Lineage: Eukaryota; Metazoa; Chordata; Mammalia; Rodentia; Heteromyidae. The record is from RefSeq and is a predicted model, not a curated record.